AUGUUUGUCAGCAUACUAGCCUAUUUCACACAGCUCCAAGCGCCGCUUCAGUUCUUUGGAAGCUUCUACAAUCAAGUUCAGAACAAUCUCAUUGACGCCGAGAGAAUGCUGGCUUUGAAUGCCAAGGAAAUCAUGCGGUGCGACGGCAGAAUAACCUUCUCAAACGUGUCUUUCGCAUAUCACCAGCGGAAGCCAGCAAUCAACAAUGUUUCGUUCACGGUAGAGCCUGGAACAAAGACGGCCAUUAUCGGCGAAAGCGGUAGCGGGAAAUCAACCUGUCUUAAGCUCCUUUUCAGGUUCUACGACGUAUCUAGUGGAAGUAUACAGGUAGAUGGGCAUGACAUCCGCAGUCUCAAAAUGCUGAGCUACCGAAGACACAUUGCGGUGGUUCCGCAAGAGACAAUCCUAUUCAACGCUAGUAUACUCUACAAUUUACAAUAUGCGAAACCAGAUGCGGCAUUGGAGGAGAUUUACGAAGCAUGUAAAGCUGCAAGUAUCCAUGAUCGAAUAACCGAAUUCCCUGAAGGCUACGAUACCAAAGUUGGUGAAAGAGGACUAAGACUAUCCGGUGGAGAGAGGCAAAGGAUUGCUAUUGCGCGUGCACUACUCAAAGACCCCCAAAUGAUAUUACUUGAUGAGGCAACUGCAUCACUAGACUCUCACACUGAAAAACAGAUUCAGGGUGCGCUUGAAUAUGCCACCAAUGGCAGAACAACGAUGACAAUCGCCCACCGACUCUCUACCAUAACUGAUGCCGACCAGAUUCUUGUCUUUCAUCAUGGGGAAAUUGUAGAGCGAGGGACGCAUGAAGAGCUGAUACGCAAGCAUGGUAGAUAUUACGAUAUGUGGGAAAAGCAGACAAAGAAGCAGGAUGCGAACAAGGCUCAGGAUGACAAAACUUCCUUAUAG
Didymosphaeria variabile is the source of this 909-nucleotide messenger RNA. RefSeq lists its product as uncharacterized. Gene Ontology annotation, molecular function: ATP hydrolysis activity; ATP binding; ATPase-coupled transmembrane transporter activity. The coding region runs from base 1 to 909 and encodes 302 amino acids. The transcript has 3 exons. Lineage: Eukaryota; Fungi; Ascomycota; Dothideomycetes; Pleosporales; Didymosphaeriaceae. The record is from RefSeq and is a predicted model, not a curated record. Gene Ontology annotation, biological process: transmembrane transport.